AUGAAGACAACAGCAAUGCAGAGGGACUAUAAGCAUCUGGUGCGAAGCACUCUUGUCAUUUCGCAAUUCUCGAAAAGGAAAGGUCGAACUGUCUCAAAAACUCAGUCUAUCAUUGAUAACGCCAUUGCUAGGUUUUCUCGCAGAUAUUCAACCUAUAAAGACACAGUGAGUUGGUUUGAACAUGUCAUAAGCUCUGUGAAGGGAGAGGGGAGGGACUUAUCCCAAUCUAAUAACGUUUUCCACCGCCAGAUGCCCUCAGGUAGCAGAGUCGCUCCUGCAGCUAGAAGUGAACUAUAUAGUAAGGAUGCCCAGAUUGUCAUCGAAGAGCAAUUCCAGACAGUCAUGGACUCUUUCCAGAGACUCUUUGGGAUAUUCAGCGUGGUGAAUAAAUCCGUGUAUUAUCGCGAUUUACUCCAUCUCGAACAGGUCAUGGGCGCAGAACUGGACAAAGAAACACAUCUCCGAAAUUUGACGAAUGCGGUGUCAGCAGUUUCCCAGACAAAAGAUGAGGAGAUUAGAAAGCUCGCCGAAGAAAACGAGAGGUUAAAGACGGAGCAUGAGACCUUCGAGGAGAACAAAAAGACCUUUAAAGCUGAGAAAGAGGAGUUUGAGAAAAAAUGUCGCGACAUGGAAAAGAACUACAAGAGUCGGGAGGAAGAGCUUGAGGAGAGGUUUAAAAACAAAUAUAAAACUGCGGAAGAACUUCUUAAGAAACGUGUUGAGAGGGAGAAGAAGGCGGUGGAAGAAAAGGUGGAAAGCGAACUCGAGGAGCUCAAAUUCAGCAACGCAGAACUGAAGAUGAAACUCGAGACAAAAAUGUCCGAGUCCGAACUCAAGAUUGAGAGUCACGAGAUCUUCGGGAGAUUUUCAGAUAGGAUUGCGAAGAUUGCGGACGAUCAUUUUGGAAAAAGCCCACCCGAGGAUCACAUAAACAUCAUGCAACUUUUAGGACAGCAGCACAGACUUUCUGAGGUCAGUGAAAUAUUCAAUUAUGCUUCCAGUUCGGAGACGGAAGUCGCAGCAAACCUCAGAAAGUGCGCCAUUCGCCAUUUCAUUGCAUCUCAAGUCGCUAAGGUGCUCAUGAAUUCACCCUUCUCCCCAAGGACAUCAGAUGGUCAUCGGGACAAUAAGGGUCUGCAAGCUAUUCAUGACUCAUCAAAACUCAACAAUCACCAAAGGAUGUUGUGGAGAAUGAUCACUUUGAGAGCUAUUGAUAGCCGCGCCGGGUUUACAGCAUGGGCUAAAGAGCUAUCAGCUGAGGCCAUGGAGAAGAUUCAAUGCCUCGUCGAAAACAAGCAGCAUAGUAAAAUCAAGAGAGAGCUGGCAAGCCUGUUCGAAUUUACACUUGAUGUGUGGGACGUAACGAUGAGAGACGGGCGUAAUUUGGUGAUCAAUACGCACCCGCCCAGCAAGAAUAACGGGACGUGGAAGUUCAUAGACAACCCUUUGCCUUUCAGCAACGGAAACGGUAGCACUACAGCAACUGCAGUACCGAGAGUCGUAAAACCAGAGUCGUUUGCCAUCUUCCCUCGGAUCACAGGGGAGUUUGAAGAGGAAGGAAAGAAUGAAGAUAUGAAAGAAGAGAUUCUCCAUCCGGGAAUUGGGCUCUUCUCUGAUUCUCCUGUGUUCGAACUGGGCCUAAGGGAGUUCCGGGAGCUUAAGAGAGAGGUCAACAAUUCCCAUAAGCGACACGCAUCCAUUUCGUCCCCAAUAAUAGCAGAGCCGCAGCAGCUAUCACUUGACACAGGAGCUGGCAGGCCGAGAAAUGGGUCGACCUAA
Messenger RNA from Coccidioides posadasii C735 delta SOWgp, 1779 nucleotides. The record is from RefSeq and is a predicted model, not a curated record. NCBI's taxonomy places the organism in Eukaryota, Fungi, Ascomycota, Eurotiomycetes, Onygenales, Onygenaceae.